Molecule: messenger RNA, 723 nt
Organism: Colletotrichum navitas
Lineage: Eukaryota; Fungi; Ascomycota; Sordariomycetes; Glomerellales; Glomerellaceae
Exons: 1
Coding region: 49-246 (65 amino acids)
Source: RefSeq, a predicted model, not a curated record
CUCGAAGCCUUAAAUAAGCUCCCUGAUCAGGAUAGCUGUAAUCUGGUUAUGUAUUCAAUAGCGGCCUUUGCCCACAAUGAGGGUCUGCGACACGCGUUUAGUAUGGUCCUAAGCAGAGUUAGGCUUUUAAUGUUGGGAAAUCAUUAUUCUUGUCUAAUGGCCUUCUUAAAGGCGUUGCUUGUAACCCCCGCGCGUCUGUUCUUAGGUAGGGACGACACGUCGUCAACCUGGCGGGGGAUGAGGUAACUGCGCAUGCCGCUCGUGCGCCACUACUGAUUAAUUACCAGGUACGGACGCUGAAUCAACAACAGAGCUGCGUCAACACGCGAGCAGAUGGGGUGUAAGGCGUGCCCGGAUGGUCACGGUCCGACGAGGCCAGGGCAGGGCACGCAGGUGUGAGGAAGCUGGCAAAAGGGGGGGGCGAUGUGACGCUGGCGCUGCGAGUCCCCCAAGGCAAUGCAAGUUUCUUUUUAUUGACAUUCCAGAACUUGGCUCAUCUCACGGUCAUGCGGGUGAGAUUGUCGAGAGCUCUUUACGAGUCUGCCCGCUGCGUGUUGUGCGUGAUCGGGCUGGGCGACUGCGGUCAAGGUCGGGCGGAGACGGUUUGUGGAGAAUCAUGCCGCACGUCAACGUCGGAUGGUACCGCAGAUUGAACAAGUCGCUUCUCGUUCCUGCAUCUGACAUUGUCUUUGUGCAGGAUUCAGGCGGAGGGAAAUGAUGAUG